AGAGCUUGAAAUUCUUCCAAUCUCCGAUGUUACUCAACGCAUGAGUUUACUUCUGAAAACAUUUGGUUGCUGGAAAAUGGACGGUCUGGGUUGCACUGCUGGUACCACCACCGCUUCUCUUUCGAAGAAUUGUUUGCUGCUUUCUUCAGUAUCAGCAUCAAAGGCAAAGGUGAGAAGAAGACCGGCGGGAAACAUUUCUUUCACCAGAAAAACAAGUAAAUUCAGGGUUUGGGCAGAAAAAGAAGAACCAAAGCUCGAUAAAUGGGACCAAAUGGAGCUCAAGUUUGGCCGCUUGAUUGGGGAAGAUCCCAAGCUCACCCUAGCUAAGAUAAUGGGUAGAAAAGUUAAUCCAGAAGCAUCUUAUCUGGAAAUUGAGAAAUCAUUUUACAAGAACAAGGGGAAAGAAGUGGAAAUUAAGGAAGUUCCAUUUGAUGUUUCUAAGGAAAAGAAAUCAUCUGGUUCAUCAGAUGGUUUGAAUUUGGUUCGUCCUGUUCCAAAGAAAGGAUUUGAGUAUGAAGCUGAUGAUAAGCCAGAAGUGUCUAAAUUAGAGAAACCAACUCAAUCAGAUGGGACGAUGGUGGAUGGUGCAAGGAAAGGUAUGGUUCCAAAUGUUAUUUUGAGAAAGCCAACCGUGUUUAAUGAGGAUGAUGUUGAAGAUAAGAGACCCCGAUAUAGGGUUAAACCAAAUUUGUCUUUGAAAAUGUGGAAGGAACAAGAAAGCGAGAAAUUUAGUGACAUAACAUUGUUGAAAAAGCCAGAACUGAUGAGUGCGGAUUUGAAUAUUGAUAAAAAGCAGGAGUCUUUGUAUGGUGAUGUAGAAGCUGAAGUUAAUGAAGAUGACAUUGGGUUGAAAAGAGAUGAAGAAGGAGGAAAUGUGGUUGGUGGCUUUACAUUAUUAGAAAAGCCAGAACCAAGAGGUUCUGAGACAAAGUUUGGUGAAAAAGAAGAGCAAUUUGAAGAUGCAGAAAUGAAACCUGACACUGCAGCAGAGUACAAUUUUCAGGAACCCAUAGAAGCCAUAGGUGUCUCAGUUGUGAAGAAAGGAACGCAGCAGCAUGAGCAGAGCGAUAGUGACUGGGCUAGAGCGGAAAGUCUACUUAAGACUGGAGAGAGGACAGAAGUGGAGUUUAUAAGCUCUAGUACCAGAGGUUUUGUUGUAUCAUUUGGCUCCUUGAUUGGAUUUUUACCUUACCGCAACCUGGCAAGUAGAUGGAAAUUCUUGGCUUUCGAGUCGUGGUUGCGGCAGAAGGGCUUAGAUCCAUCAAAAUUCAAGCAAAAUUUAGGUGUCAUUGGAAGUUAUGAUGUUAUGUACAGAAACUCCUCUCUUGAUUCAAGCAUAGAUACAAAAAAUGAUCCAAAGUUUGAGGCAAAAAUUUCACCAGAUAUGAAAUUGGAAGAUCUGCUUAGAAUUUAUGAUCAAGAGAAGCUUAAAUUCUUAUCAUCUUUUGUUGGUCAGAUAGUCAAAGCAAAUGUGGUCAUUGUUGAGAGGAGGUCAAGAAAACUGAUAUUUUCUUUGAGGCCAAAAGAAAAGGAGGAGUUUGUUGAAAAAAAGAGAAAUGUUAUGGCUAAACUUCGCGUAGGUGACGUUGUAAAAUGCUGUGUGAAGAAGAUUACUUAUUUUGGCAUCUUUGUUGAGGUUGAAGGCGUGCCUGCGCUGAUUCACCAGAGUGAAGUAUCGUGGGAUACAACCUUGGACCCUGCAUCAUUUUUCAAAGUUGGUCAGAUUUUGGAGGCAAAAGUCCACCAAUUGGAUUUUGCUCUUGAACGUAUAUUUUUAUCAUUGAAGGAGAUAAUGCCAGAUCCACUCAUUGAGACCUUGGAGUCUGUGGUUGGAGGUCAUGUUAAGCUAGAUGGAAGAUUAGAAGCAGCACAAGCAGAUACUGAGUGGCCUGAUGUAGAAUCACUUAUCAAAGAACUGCAACAGAUUGUAGGUAUCCAAUCAGUUUUGAAAGGUCGAUUUUUCUUGAGUCCAGGUUUAGCUCCAACAUUUCAGGUCUACAUGGCGUCCACGUUUGAAAAUCAAUACAAGUUACUUGCUCGAUCUGGAAACAAAGUGCAAGAGGUCAUAGUUGAAGCAUCAUUGAGUAAAGAAGAGAUGAAAUCUACAAUUUUAUCAUGCACCAAUAGAGUGGAAUAGCUAGCCUGUUCUGUGGCUCUCUUGAUCAGUUCAGCUCAGCCUAUUAGGAUCAAGCUCCCAUAGCAACCUUGGAGGAGAUUAGAACCCGACUGAUCCAUGAUUCGGCAUCUAGAGAUGAAAAAACCGUGCUCCAUCUUCCUUGGAGAAAUGGCAAAGAACAUUUCACUCAAAAUUUUAUUUCAAUAAUUCUUUUAUUACCCCCACAUUGUCAAGUUUUUGCAAAUUCUUUCCGGCUAGUGUACAUGUAGAAAAUUUCAAGUGAAUGUUUAUGUUAUCUCUACAAUAAUUGUUGGACAGAUAUGACUGAGGAUCCUUCCAAAUCAAAACCAAAAGGGUCAAUAUGGUCAUUAAUGCGUCCAUGUAUAAAAGAAGAGGUUGCUGUCCAUUGAUGCAAGGAUAUGCCUCCAAUCGUCAAUGGCUAUGAAAAAUGUGGUUAUAAAAAAUGUAAUCCGUGUAGGAUGGAUUGCUUGUAAGAUAUUUUGACAAAAUACUAUUAAAAUAAAAUGAAAAUGUUUUA
This is a messenger RNA of Rubroshorea leprosula, 2654 nucleotides long. The record is from the annotation of a GenBank genome assembly. Lineage: Eukaryota; Viridiplantae; Streptophyta; Magnoliopsida; Malvales; Dipterocarpaceae.